Messenger RNA from Lathyrus sativus (Indian pea), 918 nucleotides. The record is from the annotation of a GenBank genome assembly. NCBI's taxonomy places the organism in Eukaryota, Viridiplantae, Streptophyta, Magnoliopsida, Fabales, Fabaceae.
AUGGGCGAAAUUUCAAGUUCAGGUUACAAGGAUUACGUCGCUGGCUUGCUCGCUGGAGUUUCCGCUGUAGCCACCGGCCACCCCUUUGAUACCGUUAAGGUGAAGCUGCAGAAGCAUAACGCAGAGCCACAUCUAGUUCAGUACAGAAAUGGAUUGCAUUGCACUGCUAGGAUAUUCAAAACUGAAGGAUUGAAAGGAUUUUAUAGAGGAGCAACAUCAUCUUUUGCUGGGAUGGCUUUGGAAGGAUCUCUCUUUUUCGGCAUUUAUUCCCAGACAAAACAGUACCUUCAGGGCGGCGUGCAAAACGGUGCACCACGGCCUCAAGUUAUACUACCAUCUGCAGCUCUUAGUGGUGCCAUCAUUAGUUUUGUGUUAGGUCCAACAGAGCUGAUAAAGUGUAGGAUGCAGAUCCAAGGCGCCGACUCUUUAGUUCCGAUGUCAAGUAGAUACAGUAGUCCUUUUGAUUGUAUUGCUAAAACUUUAAAAACUGAAGGGGUGAAAGGAAUUUUUCGUGGAAGUGUUACGACAUUGCUUAGAGAAUCUGUAGGGAAUGCUACUUUUUUAACUGUAUAUGAAUAUAUGCGUUAUCACAUGCAUUCACACAUCAAACCUGCUUCAUCCAAUUACAACAACUUGAUUGAAAUGGGAAUCGGGGUUGUUACUGGUGGCAUUGGCGGUGUGGCUUUUUGGGUGGUAGCUAUGCCUCUCGACGUGGCAAAGACUCUAAUUCAGACAAAUCCCGAUAAAAACUGUCAGAGAAAUCCGUUUAUGGUUUUGAGUUCUAUCUACAAGAGGACUGGUUUGAAGGGGUGCUACACAGGUCUGGGCCCCACCUUAAGUCGAGCGUUUCCGGCUAAUGCAGCAACGAUUGUCACCUGGGAGCUAGCAUCAAAAUUGCUUGGCGUUAGGCAUGACUAA